AUGGGUGGCUUCCUUCAAUGUGGUACCUUCCCUCCGAUUUCUUUGAAUACUUUCUGCCUCCCACGCCUGCAAGGUGGACUUGGUGUCAUCGAUCCUAAGACGCAGCAGAGCGCUCUGCAACUUCGUUGGCUUCAACUUAUCGUUUGUUCUCUUCGGCUUCCGCCUGGUUUGGUCCCGCGCUGGAUGUUUGGCUUACUACAGGCUUCACUCCCUUCUCUUUCUCCGCUCUUUCCUCUUCUAUUUCCAAGUAUACAUCCUUCUGGAUGGCAGGAUCUUACCUCUCCUCUGCACUUAGUCUUCACUGCCACCGACCGUCUGCCACACAACUUUGAUAAUGUUGUUCUGUCACCAUUGUCCCUGCCUCCCAAGCACGCUUCCCUUUAUCCUGUUCCUUGGUCGAGUUCAACUCAACUCAACACCCUCACAUUCCGUUUGAUCAUUGUCCGUGCUUGUUGCUCUCUUCGUGAAUUGGCCGAAGAAUAUCCGUCCUUGUCCAUUCAAGAUGGCACAUCUAUUGGCUUAUAUCUUCUCAGACUCGGGCUCGUCUUUCCACCCGCACUUUCCACGGGCUGUGUUCCCACCAUCUCGUUCGUGCCCGCUAUUCCGAUCACCCUCUUGACUCUCGCCAUUGGCGCAAAUUUUGGUCUUUCCCUCUUCCUCUUGUGGCUUGCAAACUUUGGCUUCGUGGCCUCCAUGACAAGACUUCCUGCCGAGCCCAUCUUCACUUUCUGCUUCCUCUUGCUUUUCCUUCUCCUACCUGCUCUAUUCGCUCCCUAUCCUCCGACUCCCAAGACCACUUCUUCUUCACUUGGCCUCUCAAAAACGCGGCGUGGAUCGGCAUGUGACUGGAAUUCUUUGUGGUCCCUCGAUAAUUUCAAGGUACUUAGUUCCCGCCUUGGCCUUGAAAUUAUCGAGGGACCACUGUAUAUGGCGUCAUCACUGGACUUUCAUCUUUGA
Molecule: messenger RNA, 957 nt
Organism: Phycomyces blakesleeanus NRRL 1555(-)
Lineage: Eukaryota; Fungi; Mucoromycota; Mucoromycetes; Mucorales; Phycomycetaceae
Exons: 4
Coding region: 1-957 (318 amino acids)
Source: RefSeq, a predicted model, not a curated record